Messenger RNA from Setaria italica (foxtail millet), 887 nucleotides. RefSeq lists its product as uncharacterized. NCBI's taxonomy places the organism in Eukaryota, Viridiplantae, Streptophyta, Magnoliopsida, Poales, Poaceae. The record is from RefSeq and is a predicted model, not a curated record. The transcript has 2 exons. Bases 119 to 748 code for a protein of 209 amino acids.
AAAAAUAUAACAUCGUAACUAACUUAUUAGUAAAAAAUUUACAAUGUCUAAUUGAUAAUUCUAGGAUUGUAUUGGUGCUAUUGAUGGAACCCAUAUACCCUGCCAUGUUCCUGCAAGAAUGGCAGAUCGUUUCCGUGGUAGAAAGCCCUUCCCAACCCAAAAUGUGCUAGUUGCUGUUGACUUUGAUCUAAUGUUCACUUAUGUGAGUGCCGGUUGGGAAGGAUCUGCUCAUGAUUCUACUGUCUUGAGACACUCCCUUGAUCAUCCAAAUGGCCUUCGUGUUCCAGAAGGUAAGUACUAUCUUGCGGAUGCUGGAUAUGCAGCAAUGCCGGGUUUUUUACCUCCAUAUCGUCAAGUUCGUUACCAUUUACGCGAGUGGAUCAGCAAUAGACCCCAAACCCCACAAGAACUUUUCAACUUGCGACACUCUUCUUUGCGCACCACAGUUGAGAGAGCAUUUGGUACUUUGAAGAACCGAUUCAAGAUCCUCAUGAAUAAACCAUACUACCCUUUUCCUACACAAGUUAGAGUUGUCAUAGCGUGCUGCAUACUUCACAAUUGGAUUCUGCAAAAUGGGGGAGCUAAUCAGUUUGUAUACUCUGAGGAAUUAUGGAGACGGCUAUAUCCUCGUUCCAAUCGUUUUCGUCAAGACACUAGAGCAGAACAAAGGCAGAUGACUCAGCUUAGGGAUGUCAUUGCAAAUAGGAUGUUUGAAAAUAGGCACUCAAUUAUUAGAGAUGAUGCUUGAUGUCUGUCUGGUCUGGGUUGUAAGAUUAUUCAUUUGUCUUUAAUGUAUCACCACUUCUAGACUAUUAUUGUGGUGCUAUUUUGAGUUGUACUUGUUUUUAGACUAAUGUUUGUCUUCUCUGGGCUGUAACAUGAAUUCA